This is a messenger RNA of Trichoderma virens Gv29-8, 740 nucleotides long. RefSeq lists its product as uncharacterized. Gene Ontology annotation, biological process: intracellular transport; protein secretion. The transcript has 4 exons. Bases 35 to 250 code for a protein of 71 amino acids. Lineage: Eukaryota; Fungi; Ascomycota; Sordariomycetes; Hypocreales; Hypocreaceae. The record is from RefSeq and is a predicted model, not a curated record.
CUUGUUUGAACAGCAUUAAUUCCAGAUCGCCAAAAUGUCUGCGCUUUUCAACUUCAAGUCCCUGCUGCUCGUCAUCCUGCUCUUAAUCUGUACGAGCACAUAUGUCCACCACUUUACGCCCGGCAUCAUGGACCGAAACAAGAACGGUGUCAUGGGUAUCUUCUGGAAGUGUGCAAGGAUAGGAGAACGACUAAGUCCGUAUAUAAGUAUCUGCUGUGUUGUCAUGGCCGUGUCCAUCCUGCUCAGCUAAACCUCCUCUCUACAUGCUACAAUAAGAAGAGAAAAAGAAACCUCGAAUCGUUACUUGGAAACAUGCAUAUUAGACUGUUCAACCCUGGAAGUUUCAGGCGAAUGGAUGAGCCUGUCUAGGGAGGAUUUUCAUCCCGACAUUACUCGAUAGACAUGCAAUGGCGCCACCUCAAAUGGAAGGGGAAAAAAACUAAUGAUGGAGAAGUUGUACGAUGACCCACGGACGAAGCCAAGAAGGACUCGAACAGUGCUAUGCCGGCGGCUUCUGAUAUUCCGCAUGGCGUCUAGCUGCUAGCAUAAAGAGUCAUGGCGCAUUCGCUAUAGACAUGGAUUCUGUCUAUUGCAUCACAUAGCCCUGGAGCGGAAAGCACAUGAAGGGCUCCUGGAUAAUGUGUCAAGCGCACCGAUUAAUUGCCCCCAAGAGAUAGAAAUAUCUUUGCCCAAAUAUACCAUAGUCCAAAUAUCCAUAGCACAGAACCGCUGCUCAAUUG